AUGCCGGCAGCACAGAUGAUCAUGGAGGAAGAGGAAGAAACGACGUCACAACCGCGAACUAGGCAAGCCGCCAUAAAUCGAGACCGAAAAGGUGUCCAUGCUAGAUUAGUGGUCGAUUAUUUUGCCAACGGACCUGUGUACAUGACCGCGAUGUUUAGACGUCAGUUCCGCAUGAGUCGUUGGCUGUUCUUACGUAUAGCAGACGACUUGGUGCGGUCUGAUCCGUUUUUCACAUUUCGAUACAAUGCUAGGGGCCAAAGGGGAUUCACCACUUUAGAGAAAUGUACAACGGUCAUUCGCCAACUGGUAUACGGGACGACACACGAUUCGUUGGACGAGUAUUUAAGGAUGUCCAAAAGAACUACACGAGAAUGUUUAUACAAGUUUUGCGAAUGGGUGGUGAAGCUAUAUAGCAAGAAAUAUCUGUGGAAACCAAACAGAAAUGACGUCCAAAAAUUAUAUCAAGCGUACGAAGAAAGACAUGGUUUUCAAGUAAUGCUCGGAAGCAUUGAUUGUAUGCACUUGCCGUGGCAGAACUGCCCUACUGCGUGGUGA
Molecule: messenger RNA, 555 nt
Organism: Helianthus annuus (common sunflower)
Lineage: Eukaryota; Viridiplantae; Streptophyta; Magnoliopsida; Asterales; Asteraceae
Exons: 2
Coding region: 1-555 (184 amino acids)
Source: RefSeq, a predicted model, not a curated record